Messenger RNA from Physella acuta, 720 nucleotides. RefSeq lists its product as uncharacterized. Lineage: Eukaryota; Metazoa; Mollusca; Gastropoda; Physidae. The record is from RefSeq and is a predicted model, not a curated record.
AUGACUGACGUCACAGUAAAUGAACAUGUGAGCUACGACGUCACAGUAAAUGAACAUGUGAGGCAUGACGUCACAGUAAAUGACCAUGUGAGCUAUGACGUCACAGUAAAUGAACAUGUGAGCUAUGACGUCACAGUAAAUGAACAUGUGAGCUAUGACGUCACAGUAAGUGAACAUGUGAGCUAUGAUGUCACAGUAAAUGAACAUGUGAGCUAUGACGUCACAGUAAAUGAACAUGUGAGCUAUGACGUCACAGUAAAUGAACAUGUGAGCUAUGACGUCACAGUAAAUGAACAUGUGAGCUAUGACGUCACAGUAAAUGACCAUUUGAGCUAUGACGUCACAGUAAAUGACCAUGUGAGCUAUGACGUCACAGUAAAUGAACAUGUGAGCUAUGACGUCACAGUAAAUGAACAUGUGAGCUAUGACGUCACAGUAAGUGAACAUGUGAGCUAUGACGUCACAGUAAAUGACCAUGUGAGCUAUGACGUCACAGUAAAUGAACAUGUGAGCUAUGAUGUCACAGUAAAUGAACAUGUGAGCUAUGACGUCACAGUAAAUGAACAUGUGAGCUAUGACGUCACAGUAAAUGAACAUGUGAGCUAUGACGUCACAGUAAGUGAACAUGUGAGCUAUGACGUCACAGUAAGUGAACAUGUGAGCUAUGACGUCACAGUAAAUGAACAAGUGAGCCAUGAGUUGCAGUUAAUGAACAUGUGA